AUGACCAAGCUUGUGUACAAUGGUUACUCGGCUAAUCCAACAAUUGAAACAUGCAAUUCAUGCAACUGUCAGGACGACGGUUGGAUUGACAGUCGUCAUCAAAUAGUUCUCGAUCGACCGAUGAUGUUUACUGAAAAUGAAGGACGGUGUCAUCCAUGGGGCAAAUCGGUAUCGAUACGUACUGCAUCUGAUACUGCUUAUUCUGUUGCCAAAUGGUUUACCGGUGGCGAUGGAAAAUAUCAAGGUGAAUUUGACGAUCACGACGAAGGAUUAGGCAAUCUCGAAUCUACAAUUACAUUCGAUCUGUCAAGUUUUAAACUAAAUCAACAAUAUCUCUUCGAAAUUCUUUCAAUUUCACUCAGAAUCAAUAGUGAUGUGACAGCGUAUAAUUUGGAAUACAAAGCACGAUUUGACCUUGAUUAUCUUAUGCAACAAGAUACAAACAUAAAUCCGAUUUUACUGGCUGCUCAAAGUUUAAAUCGCGAACAUGCAUUUAUUAACGGAAAUGAUAUUGGUAUUUACUGGUUAAUUGAAGCUGUUUGUCGAUCGCAACCCGGUUAG
Molecule: messenger RNA, 561 nt
Organism: Adineta ricciae
Lineage: Eukaryota; Metazoa; Rotifera; Eurotatoria; Adinetida; Adinetidae
Source: the annotation of a GenBank genome assembly